Saccharomycopsis crataegensis is the source of this 1101-nucleotide messenger RNA. RefSeq names its product isocitrate dehydrogenase (NAD(+)) IDH2 (gene IDH2). Gene Ontology annotation, biological process: tricarboxylic acid cycle; isocitrate metabolic process. The record is from RefSeq and is a predicted model, not a curated record. Gene Ontology annotation, molecular function: magnesium ion binding; NAD binding; isocitrate dehydrogenase (NAD+) activity. Gene Ontology annotation, cellular component: mitochondrion. The transcript has a single exon. Bases 1 to 1101 code for a protein of 366 amino acids. NCBI's taxonomy places the organism in Eukaryota, Fungi, Ascomycota, Saccharomycetes, Ascoideales, Saccharomycopsidaceae.
AUGUUGUCCUCCAGAUUGUUGAACGCCUCCCGUCUUGCUGCUCGCAGAUCCUACGCUACCCAAGUUGCCAAGUUCAACGGCCAAAAGAAUGCUAACGGUACCUACACCGUCUCGUUCAUCGAAGGUGAUGGUAUCGGGGUCGAAAUCUCCCAAGCCGUUAAGGACAUCUACAAAGCCGCCAACGUCCCAAUCGAAUGGGAAUCCUGUGACGUGACCCCAUUGUUGAUCAAUGGUAGAACCACCAUCCCACAACCGGCCGUCGACUCGAUCAACAAGAACUUGGUCGCCCUUAAAGGUCCUCUCGCUACCCCAAUCGGUAAGGGUCACCAAUCCCUUAACUUGACCUUGAGAAGAACUUUCAACUUAUUUGCCAACUUGAGACCAGCCAAGUCCAUCGUUGGUUUCAAGACCCCAUACGAUGACGUCGACAGUGUUUUGAUUAGAGAAAACACCGAAGGUGAAUACUCUGGUAUCGAACACACCAUUGUCCCAGGGGUUGUCCAAUCGAUCAAGUUGAUCACCAAGCCAGCUUCCGAAAGAGUCAUCAAGUUUGCCUUUGAGUACGCCAGAUCCGUCAACAGACCAGAAGUUGUCGUUGUCCACAAGGCCUCGAUCAUGAAGCUUUCCGAUGGUUUGUUUGUCGAAACCGCCAAAGAAGUCGCCAAGAGCUUCCCAGACAUCAAGUUGGGCUUUGAAUUGUUGGACAACACCUCUUUGAAGAUGGUUUCCGACCCAACCAAGUACUCCAACCUCGUCAUGGUCAUGCCAAACUUGUACGGUGAUAUCAUGUCCGACUUGGCCUCUGGUUUGAUUGGUGGUUUGGGUUUGACCCCAUCCGGUAACAUGGGUGACAAGGUUUCUAUCUUUGAAGCCGUCCAUGGUUCUGCCCCAGAUAUCGCUGGUAAGAACAUGGCCAACCCAACCGCUUUGUUGUUGAGUUCUUGUAUGAUGUUGAGACACAUGAGCUUGGACACUUAUGCCGACAAGAUCGAAACCGCUGUGUUGAAGACCAUUGCCUCUGGUCCAGAAUCCAGAACUAAGGAUUUGAAGGGUGAUGCCACCACUUCUCACUACACCGAACAAGUCAUCAAGAACUUGUAA